CAAGUCAUCUCUUCUCACAUCUAUGGCGGUUUCAUCAUCCCUUCCUCGACUAUUUUCAAAAUCUUUAACCUUUUUCCCUUCACAUCCUCACCACCUUUCCAUUCUUUAUUCAUUUCCAUUUAGAAAACUCAACGUCCUUCAUUUUAAAACCUCAUGAUUUGACUUUAAAUGUUCCUAUAAUAUUUCUGCUACUUGUCUUCAGAAUCACUCUGUCAAUCCUUGACACUUUGUAUGGUGUCUUUGGUGUUCUCUUAAGAUCAUUGAAGAGGUUGUCUAAUUCUUUGGCUAGUUCCAUGUUCUCUUCAAAUCACUGAAGAGGUUGUCUAAUUCUUUGGUUAGUUGUAUACUCUUUUCUAGCCAGUUUCUAUGUUCUGAUUCUAUUUUCCUCUCCCUUUCAACCUAUUGGCCAUCUCUCUCUCUCUCUCUCUCUCUGUUUUUUUAAAUCGGAACUGCAAAGUCUUGUUGGUUUUCUGGUUGGAUUUUAGCUGAAGUGUGAUUCUGGAGGUGUGAUUUUGGCUGAUUAUCAUCAAUCAUUGAAGUUUUGAAGGUAUGGAUUUCCUGGAUUCAAGAAGAAAGAGCAAUUCUACUGGAAAAGUUAUUGCAGUUGCAUUCUUCAUUGCAGUAUGCAUUGUCAUGCUCAAGCAAGUGUACUCACCUAAUUAUACCAGCCCCGACAUGUUCUCCCAACAUGAGCUAGGCGUAACGCACGUGUUGGUGACUGGAGGUGCUGGUUACAUAGGUUCUCACGCUGCACUUCGACUCUUGAAGGAUUCAUACCGAGUAACUAUAGUGGACAAUCUUUCUCGAGGGAAUCUCGGUGCGGUUAAAGUUCUUCAAGAGCUAUUUCCAGAGCCUGGGAGAUUGCAGUUCAUAUAUGCUGACCUAGGAGAUGCAAAAGCUGUAAACAAAAUCUUUGCCGAAAAUGCAUUUGAUGCUGCGAUGCAUUUUGCUGCUGUUGCAUAUGUUGGUGAAAGUACAAUUGAGCCCCUUAGAUAUUAUCACAAUAUCACAUCAAAUACCUUGGUUGUCUUGGAAGCAAUGGCUGCACAUAAUGUGAAGACAUUAAUCUAUUCGAGCACUUGUGCAACGUACGGAGAACCUAUUAAGAUGCCGAUUAGAGAAGAAACUCCUCAGCUUCCAAUCAACCCCUAUGGAAAAGCAAAGAAAAUGGCAGAAGAUAUCAUAAUUGACUUCUCCAACACCACUGACAUGGCUGUCAUGAUCCUAAGAUACUUCAAUGUUAUUGGGUCUGACCCAGAAGGAAGAUUAGGGGAAGCUCCACGACCUGAGCUUCGUGAGCAUGGCCGAAUCUCUGGUGCUUGUUUUGAUGCAGCUCGAGGGAUAAUACCUGGACUCAAGGUUAAAGGGACAGACUAUAAAACAGCUGAUGGCACAUGUGUACGCGACUAUAUCGAUGUCACUGACCUGGUUGAUGCCCAUGUGAAAGCUCUUGCCCACGCCAAACCUCGGAAAGUUGGCAUUUACAAUGUUGGAACUGGAAAAGGCAGAUCAGUGAAGGAGUUUGUUGAUGCGUGUAAGAAGGCAACAGGCGUGGACAUAAAGGUUGAAUACCUUGAUCGCCGGCCAGGAGACUAUGCUGAGGUCUUCAGUGAUCCUUCCAAAAUACAACAGGAGCUAAACUGGACAGCUCAAUAUACUGACCUUCAGAAGAGUUUACAGAAUGCUUGGAAAUGGCAGAAGUCACAUUUGAAUGGCUAUGGACACAGUUGAUUCUGCUAGUAACCUUUGCGGAGUCGCCUAAUUGAGUUCAAGCAUGCAUUUCUUUUCUGCCAGGAAGAUAGCACACAGGAUUUUGAUGGUCCGAGAAGCUGCAGGAAAAUUCUAUAAUGUGAAGAGCCUGAUAUAGUUGACAAUAUCGAUACAUAGAUGUAUACGUACGAUCUCUUGUCAGUAUAAAAUGCCAUUAAUAUAGCUGGAAUAAAAUUACAUGUAUCAUUGUACUCCUGCAAACAUUUUUCAUCAAUUUUGUACUUCUACUUAAUAGUAUGUUAAAACUUGUAAAUGUUGCCCCUAUAUUUUUCAAAAAAACAUUCUUAAAUGUAACGGUAUAUCGCUAUUCAAAAUC
This is a messenger RNA of Populus euphratica (Euphrates poplar), 2086 nucleotides long. RefSeq names its product UDP-arabinose 4-epimerase 1-like. Bases 550 to 1731 code for a protein of 393 amino acids. Gene Ontology annotation, molecular function: UDP-glucose 4-epimerase activity. The record is from RefSeq and is a predicted model, not a curated record. The transcript is spliced from 11 exons. Gene Ontology annotation, biological process: galactose metabolic process. Lineage: Eukaryota; Viridiplantae; Streptophyta; Magnoliopsida; Malpighiales; Salicaceae.